UGUGUGGCACUACACUGAAACUAUGCGCCCUGACUGACGUCAAGGUGUGGCUUUUAAGACUCUUCAGCGUGAUCCAGGAAAUGCCGGCAGACAAAUGCUGCAGAGCCAGUUAUUUCCAGGGAUCAUAAGAGCACAGCAGCAGAGCAGGCAGGCAGAGGAAAACUGGAAAUAUGGCAGAUACACCAGAAACCCAGCCAGCUCCCGUGAUCCAACAGCAGCAGCUGUGCACUAUCAGUUCAGGGGAGCUCAGCACGGAUGAUCCGGCAGUAUGUAGUCACUCCGCCUGCGUCUCCUGCGGUACAAACAAAAGUGAAGAAGUUCCUGUCAAACCUGAAACCUCUGAUGGUCCUGAGCAGAAGAGCACAGCUGAAGUUCCUGAGAUCAAGAGCAAAAUGGAACAAAGUCAGGACUCAAAGAUGACAGAAAUGAAAAUCCAAGAAGAUAUGAACGAGUCCGAGGACCCCAAAAAGCCUGUUGAGGAUGGAGAACCACAUGCAGGCGGAAUGGCGAAUAAAGAAGAGGAGAAGGAGGAAACUCUGGGUCCCGACAAUGUUGUGUGUGACUCAUGCAUUGAGAGCCCCCGCAGGGCCCUCAAGUCCUGCCUCACCUGUCUUGUGUCAUACUGUGAGGCACAUCUUCGGCCUCACCUGGAGAACCCAAAGUUUCAGAACCACCGGCUGGUAGAGCCUCUCAGGGACAUCGAAAGGCGCACCUGUGAGAGCCACAAGUGGCCGCUGGAGCUUUUCUGCUGUGCCGAUGUCUGCUGCAUCUGCCAGGACUGCGUGACAGAGGAACACCGGGGCCACAGCACCAUUCCCGUGGUGGAGGCUCGGAGUCGGAUUGAGAGAGAGCUGAGGGAGAAACAGACAGAGAUGGUGAAGACGGUGACAGCAGCAGAGAAUGCCAUCAACAAACUCCACCUCAACACAGUUUCUAUCGAGCACUCGGUGACAGAGGUGCAAGCAGUGAUCGAGAGCCAGUUCGAGCGGCUGCAAGCAGUGGUGGAGAAAGCCAAGAGGGAGGUGAAGGAGAUCCUGGAAGUGGAGGAGCAGCAGGCACUAAAGCAGGCCGAGGGCAUCAGGGUUCACCUGGAGCAGAGGUGCACAGAUCUGAAGAAGACUCAGGCGCAAAUGGAGAAACUCUCCAGAUAUAAAAAUGAUGUGGACUUCCUGCAGGAGUAUGCAGAGUGGAAGAAAGAAGCCACUGAUAACUCCCUUCCUGGGGUCUACAUAGGCCUGAUGGACUGUCUGAACUCCUUCAGCCACGUGAUUGUGAAAUCCACUCAGGAGCUCUGCGGAAUGCUGGUCUCUUCGUACACUGAAAAAGUCAAAGAGACGUGCAAAAACGACAAAAUGGGAAUAAAGACAACAGUCCAUGCAAUUGUUGCAGCCAAACACAACAUGUCCAUCCCUGAUCCUGAGACGCGCGAUGACUUCCUCAAAUAUGCUGCUCAAGUGAGUUUUGAUGCUGACACGGCUCACAAGUUCCUCCGCCUGACCGAGGAGAACCGCAAGGUGACAAACACCACCCCCUGGCAGCAUCCCUAUCAGAGUCAGCCCGAGCGCUUUGAGAACUGGCGGCAGGUCCUGGCUGCAGAGAGCUUUUACCUGGGCCGCCACUACUUUGAAGCAGACAUCAGCGGUGAAGGGACGCACAUCGGCCUGACCUACAAGAGCAUCGACCGCAAGGGCAGCGAGAGCAACAGCUGUAUCACGGGAAACAACUUCUCUUGGUGUCUCCAGUGGGUUGGACGCACUUUCUCUGCAUGGCACAGCGACGUAGAAACUCCACUAAAUGUGGAGAAGUUCACUCGUAUUGGGGUUUAUGUAGACUAUAUGCAAGGGCUGCUGGCUUUCUAUGGGGUGGAUGUCACCAUGACACUCAUCCACAAGUACACGGCUGAGUUCCGGGAGCCUCUGUAUCCAGCCUGCUGGCUGCCCAAAAAGGAGAACAUUGUUUUCUUGGUGACACCUGGGGAACCUUUACCUCUAAAAAGCCCUUCCCCUCCCACCUCACCUGGAAACGGAGCGUUUGCUACAUGAACCUGCGACCUGUCAGCGUUUAAAAUAAUAAAAUAAUAAUAAUAAAGAAAUGUUUAGCUUGUUUACAGCAGAUUAUCUUUGUCGAAGAACAUAUACUGUGUGUAUCUGAUGUGUCCUUUGUAUUUAUGCAUACACAUGACAUUGGAAGAACUGUUACUGGAAAUGCUCUAUCUUUUCUGUAUGCAAAUAAAGUUUUGAAUUUUCA
This is a messenger RNA of Cololabis saira (Pacific saury), 2247 nucleotides long. It is a transcript of the gene trim16, whose product is annotated as tripartite motif containing 16. The transcript is spliced from 6 exons. The coding region runs from base 171 to 2042 and encodes 623 amino acids. Gene Ontology annotation, molecular function: zinc ion binding; protein binding. NCBI's taxonomy places the organism in Eukaryota, Metazoa, Chordata, Actinopteri, Beloniformes, Belonidae. The record is from RefSeq and is a predicted model, not a curated record.